This is a messenger RNA of Cherax quadricarinatus, 3622 nucleotides long. Lineage: Eukaryota; Metazoa; Arthropoda; Malacostraca; Decapoda; Parastacidae. The record is from RefSeq and is a predicted model, not a curated record.
CCUGAGGAGCGCGUGGAGGCUACACGCUGGUACUCUCGCUCCCACUGCCUGUGAUACUUUUAGUAGUCGUUAUGCUGUGAUAGGAUAUACAUGUAUUUGUCUUCGUCCAGUGCACCUAUUAGAUGAUACACACUUGUUAAUUACACAGUGAGUCGUAGGGGAUCUGUGUAUUGUUUGUAAGAGCCACGAGGUGUUUUACGAGUGAUAACUAUAGUAGUGUGUUAAGAGACUUCAACAGGCCAUGUGCAAGUGUUCCUUUGUGCGAGGGGCGUUGGUGGCCCUCGUCCUCAUGGCCCACGCCAGAGCUCAGGAAUAUACCGUCGACGACCCCACUGGUGAUGUCGUCUUCAAUGGAGUUCGAAGCACAGACGUAUCACUCAUCUUUGACGACUCUGAGAUUGUUGUCAAUCCAGGGGACCAGCUGAACUUAGACUGUGGCGUCCAUGGACAAAGUCGCUACUGCAUCUGGGAGAGUGAAAGCGGCCAGAUUCUUCAGGUUGAAGAUGUGUACAGCAAUGUCUUUGAUGGAGUGAGCAAGCCAGUAAACACUGUAGGAAAUGAAUGUGGCAUCGUCAUAAAUUCUGCUGACAUUGGACACCAUGGCCAAUGGACGUGCAAAGUUUUUGUUGUUGGAAAGUCCCUCGUUGGAACCAAGAAUGUGAUAGUUACUAUAAAGCCUACUAGUCCAAUCCUUGAAGUGGAUAGCAGCCGAGGUUUAGUAGUGACAAAUGAGGAUGAAACGCCAGUUAAAUGCUCAGUAGCGGCAGCUAGGCCGGCCGUUGGCAUCCGUUGGUACUUGGGAGAUAGAGACAUUACUGUAUCUGCUGAAACAGAAGAAACACCAACAGACAAAGGGGGAAUCUACAAGAGUGUGUCAACUCUGAGACGGACCUUUCAGCCUUCAGAAAAUGGGCAGCUCUUAACUUGCAGUGUUACGCACAAGACACUUCCUGUGCCAGAAAAUACUAGUAUAGCUCUAAAUGUUGUAUUCAAGCCAGUGGAGAAGCCUGUUAGCACUUUUUACCAAAUCAGACCUGGUAAUGAUUAUGAAGUGAAACUGAAUUUUUCUGCCAAUCCAGCACCCAUAAGGAAGGAAUGGAGAUAUGGUAAAAGUUUUGAGAAUGUUGAAGGGUCCAUCAGCAUUCCUGGGUCAGAUGGUCAUUACAGAGCAGACAUUGAGGAUUUAGGCAAUGGAAUGUACACGGCAAAGCUUCUUGUUACUGGUUUUACAGAAGCUGAUGCUAACAAGAAUUAUUUGUUGGUAGUAGAGAAUGAUUAUGGAGAAACCCAAUACAAGGUCAAGCUUUCCAUGCACGAAGCUCCUAAAGAUGGUGACUCUGAAACAAGCAACUAUGACAAAAUCCCACCCACAGAGUUAUCAGUGUCUGAAGGUAUUGUUUUCGAUGAUGAGACGAAGUCAAACACCUUGAGUGGAGGAGCAGUUGCAGGCAUCAUUAUUGUCCUCUUGAUAGUGGUAGCAGCCGUGGGUGCUGCAGGAUAUGCACGGUACCGACAGAUGUUCUGCUUUGCCUCGCGUGCCGAGAGUAAAGCCCACAUCCAAGACCCUGAGCGCAACGAAACUGAUAAUGGCACAGCCAACGAUGCUGUUAAGGCCUCUACAGACCAGGUCAACGGCAAGACUGACAACACAGUGGUCAAUGGCAAUGGAAACUUGGAACAGACUCAAGUGGAUGAAAUCAAAGCAAAAAAGAACACUGAUGUGUGAGCAGGAAUUAAUUUUUGACUAGAGUUGAACAGAAUAUUACUUAUUUAACAUCACUUGAAAAAAAAUCAGUGCACAGAUUCUGAAUAGUUGAGGGCUUUGAAUCAUUCAGGAAAUUAGUGAUAGCACAGGCUCUAAAUCAGUUGUAUGUUAGUGUGGGUGUAUAUUUUGUGGAAGAGAUACAAAUCCUAUUAUGAUCACCCUUUCCUAGUCUCCAAACGUUAUUACUCCCGAAUUGCCUUAACUAAUUGAUGUACAGCAGUAAUUUGAUGCAUACCAGUUGGGCUAAUUUCAUUGGUUGUAGUUCAUGUGAUAUAGCCCUAAUGAUCUGCAUGGAAUUGUUGCUCUUCAUCUGUUGGUUAUUGUGCCUUAGAAAGGGUGUAAAUCUUUUAGGGGCAUGGUAAUAAGUUUGAAAGGUGGUCGGUCACUAAUUGUGUAAGUGAAGAAUGCGUAUUUAUACACCGAGUUGAAAUGCGAGUUUACUGUCACUGGUUAUCCUAAUAAGCCUUUAUGCUGCAAGUCCUCAUUGUUGAAUAGGUGUGCUGUCUUAAUCAUUCCAUUUUUAGGUAUCACAGGUCACAUAGCUUUACAUAUAUCAUCAAAAGAGUUUAGGCCUCCUGACAUUGUUGCAGAUCUCUUGUGACACUGUUGCAGGUCUAUUGCAAUGCUGUUGCAGGUUUGUUUUGAUAGUUUCUGGUAUCUUGUAACACUAUUGAAGGAGUCUUACAACACCAUUGCAGGUCUCUUGUGAUAUUUUUUUUUUAGACAUCUUGUGACAUUGUUUCAAGUCUCAUAACAAUAUUAGCAGUCUUGCAACACUGUUACAGGUCUCCUGUGCUAUUGUUGCAGACCUCUUGUGACACUUGUCACAGGGGUUUUGUAAAAUUGCUACAGGUCUCAUAACUUUGUUAUAGAUGUCUUGUGACAUUUUCAUGUAUCGUGUAACAUUGCUGCAGAUGUCUUGACACUGUUGCAGGCCUUCUCUUAAGGUAUUACUGGAGGUCUUGUGAUAGUUACACAUUUCUUUUAGCCUUAUUUCAUGUCACUUGUGACAUUGUUUCUUGACUUUUUUUUUAUGAUAAUGUAGGUCUUGGAACAUUGUUGCAGGCCUAUCUCAGCUCAACCAAUGAUGUACAGUCUUAACUGGUUAAAGAUUUAUUCAAAGAGAAACCUUAAGAGCUUUAUUUAGUGUCCUGCUCACAAAGCAUCCUAUGGGGAGGCUGACAGCAGGGCUUGUUGGGCACUGGCUGAUGUCUGGAAUAUGUGCCUCCUCCUAUAACACUCUAGCCAGCCUGUGUGCCUCCUUGCUGUCCCCUGCCUUGGCUGUGUUGUCUGCCUAUACACUUAGAUAAGGAUGGUCUAGUCCUUCAUCCUAAUGUUAUGACACUGGAAGACAUUUUUCCAUGUCAGUUUUUAUGAAGAUUUAAUGAACAAAUUUAAAUGAAGUAUCCUAUUGGCCACAGUUUUGUAUUGUAAAUAACUUUCUUCAUUUGUAUUCUAUUAGAUUUCAAAAUACUCAAGCCUUGUAAUGUAAUGGAAAAUGCAUUAUAAUAAAUUGAUUUUGUCCAUUAUAGGUAUGGUAAACUGACUAGUAUCAGUGUUAAAGGACUUAAUUCAGGUGGUUAUAACAUUCUUCUUGGUUUGCUUUUGAAUCAGCAGAAGUCAGGUGAACACACAACUUUCACUGGAGAUUUUAUGUACAGUAAUUCAUCCACAAGUAAAUGCCUUCAAGAAAAACAAAUUAAAUUCUGGGUUAAGUGUAAAUUCAAAUCUCUGUACAAUUUGCUGAGUGUGAUCAUUGUUGUGGUCAUUUAAACCUGAUACAUAUUGAUGUAUUCAAUGUUUUUAUCCAUGUAAUUUUAAGUAGACCUAUAAGAAUUUUAAUAAAUGUUAAAUGGA